CACCGCUACUUGCCGAAGAAGGCAUGGGAGGAGAUGAGCGAGAAGGAGAAGGAGGAGACGGACGCCAAGAAACAGGAGGGAGGCAAAGAGGGCAAGCAACAUGUCGCCAACACCUCCAAAGCUGCACAAGCGAAGAAAGACGCUACCAAAGAAGGUGAGAAGAAUGGCUUCACCAAGAUCGAGAAGAAGAGCAAGACGGACUGCACCACACAAUGGGACGAUCCAGACCACAUGGAGGAGGAUCAACGAGCAUACCAGAAGUUCUUGGAAAGCAGCCGAAAAUCCAGGAGUCCCCCGCAGGACGAUCAUCCGGGUCAAAAGCGAGGACGCGGCGCAAAUAUAGAAGCUCCCAGCAAGAGACAGAAGAGCACAGCUAACAAGCACGAUAAGCCUAUUGGGGCUGCUGGCGACAAAACCCGUGUGCCGAAGAAGGGCCAGAAAGUUCAAUGGCAUUCACUCCCUGGCUAUGUUGACGGCGAGGUUGUGGAGGUUCUGUAUGAGGAAAAGCAGGUCGAUGGCAAGAAGGUCAAGGCAAGUAAAGAGGACCCCAGGGUGGUUUUGAAGAGCGACGCGUCGGAGAAGAUUUGUGUACACAAGCCCGAGGCAGUGUACUUCGAUUAGACGCAUGGUUGAUGUCACUCAGUGGAGCUGGAAGCACGUGUCCACGGGUGCUCGGAAUAGCACGUGACAGGUUCAUCGUGUCAUGUUCGUUAUUCGGCGUCGGUGCAUUGGGAGGUGCCGUAGCAUGUAGCAGCAGUGCUGUUUGUCAACAAAACCUAGUCAAUUACUCCAGACUUGAUGCACGUCGUGGCCCAGGUGGCGAUUAUCAGUAGCGCAGAGCUAGCGUCGUGAGGGUGUGAUGCGGCACUUAAACCCAGGUAUUUGCUUGGAUGCAUCUAACGUCGAGGUCUAGAAGUGGUUCACCAUACGAAGGUCGAAUAGGAAGUGUACGGAGCGGGCAUAGCAAGCUGCUCGCUCCGCUGUGUGUACGGUCUAUAUGACCGCCGACAAGACGGGCUUAGUUGCAGACGUAGCGGGCCUGGGCCGCAUCCAGGCAAGACGGGGAAGGAGCAGAGGUGCAUGCGACGAGG
Messenger RNA from Alternaria rosae, 1091 nucleotides. RefSeq lists its product as uncharacterized. The transcript has a single exon. The coding region runs from base 34 to 621 and encodes 195 amino acids. Lineage: Eukaryota; Fungi; Ascomycota; Dothideomycetes; Pleosporales; Pleosporaceae. The record is from RefSeq and is a predicted model, not a curated record.